AUGCAUCUGUCAUUACAGAGUGAAGCAACCCUGGAUCAAGAAACCAGGGAUCUGUACAAGGAGCUUUGUUCAGCCACAAAACAAGGCGAUCUAGAAAAGACGGAAAGUCUUGUCAAGAGUUUUGGCGCCCCUAUUAAUUUUGUCGACGAGUGGCAGUGUUCCCCCUUGUAUUGGGCUUGUUUAUGUGGCCACUAUGAGGUGGUCAAGUUUUUGCUGGAGAAUGGCGCCCAGUGCGAUCGAAACACAUUUCAAGGCGAGAUUCGCAACUUGCUACUGUCAUAUAAACUCACCAAGGCUAUCGACGAGAACCAACCUUACUUGCAGUUCCUUUCCGGACUGCUGGCCAAACCGGACUACAAGGAUUUGACAUUUACUAUUCCCCUAGCCGAUCAAGACGGGGCAGCGUACCGCGAGUUUUCUGUUCAUCGAUUUGUGCUCGCUGCACGCUCGGAAUUCUUUCGUCUUCGGCUAUUGACUCGCUGGCGAGGCAAUACGCGCAUUUCAUUGCAAGCGACGUUGGUGGAUUCGGUGUCGUUUGCAGCUAUUUUGGGAUUUCUGUAUACAGGUCAUAUUGGCGAUCUUGAACCGUCAGCCCUCGACAAUGCGGUCUUUGUCUGCAAACAUCUGGAAUUGUGGAAUGCCGUCGAGCGAUUCCGGGACAUUCAGGAGGACACGCAAAACGCCGACCGUUCGCACGACAGCAAGGAAAUCGCAAGGAUACGAGGUGAUCUGGGAGCGUGCCUUGCAUGUUUGAUAGACACAGCCGUCAAGAUUCUACCGGGAUCGAAUGACAAAUCGUAUAUCGUAUCGGAGCGUUUUGUCCAUACGGCGGUACCGCGGGAUCCUUUGUCCACGUUUGCGGACGUGGCGGUACGGUUGGACGAUGUGGUGUUUCCCUGUCACAAAGCUUGCCUGGUCCGAUCCGAGUAUUUUGAGGCUAUGCUUGGCGGCAUGUUUUCCGAGGCAGAGAUGGACGCCAGCUCCAUCCAGUUUGAAGAUGGCAACUGUUUAACGGUGCCAAUGUUGCAGGUCCACGGUAUAGAUGCUGAUUUAUUCCCACACAUACUCGAAUACAUGUAUACGGACCGCUGCAUGGUUCCGGCGGAACUGGCUUACGAGCUAAUGCUUGCGGCGGAUAUGCUGCUACUCGAUCGUUUGAAAGGCAUUGCUGCCAUUGUUUUGACGAAUCAGGAAGAACCCGUGAUGGAUAUAUACCAACUCAUUCGUACCGCCGUUGAUUUAAAUAUUGAUCGUUUGGAGCAAUGGUGCAUCAAAUAUUUUGCCGAACAUUUCGACGACUUUAUUCACAAGGAAGAGUUCAAAGCAUUAAUUCUUGAAAGUGCCGAAUCCAUUGCUGGACGUCAAGAAACAGACACUAUCCCCUUUGUUGAUGAUUUGCGAUACUUUUUGAGCAAAAAGUACAGUGUCGAUGAGGAAGACAUCAACGAGGACGGCACGAUGAAUGAAGAGUAUCGCGAUACGUGGACCGAAUUGAUACUCCAAUAUAGAAGUAAACUGACUAUUCUAGAUGACGUCUUGGUCUCGCUUGGAUUGGAAGCGUAA
Radiomyces spectabilis is the source of this 1563-nucleotide messenger RNA. RefSeq lists its product as uncharacterized. Gene Ontology annotation, molecular function: protein binding. Gene Ontology annotation, cellular component: ubiquitin ligase complex; cytoplasm. NCBI's taxonomy places the organism in Eukaryota, Fungi, Mucoromycota, Mucoromycetes, Mucorales, Radiomycetaceae. The record is from RefSeq and is a predicted model, not a curated record. The coding region runs from base 1 to 1563 and encodes 520 amino acids. The transcript is spliced from 4 exons.